This is a messenger RNA of Myotis lucifugus (little brown bat), 2016 nucleotides long. It is a transcript of the gene FIBIN, whose product is annotated as fin bud initiation factor homolog (zebrafish). The record is from RefSeq and is a predicted model, not a curated record. The coding region runs from base 428 to 1063 and encodes 211 amino acids. NCBI's taxonomy places the organism in Eukaryota, Metazoa, Chordata, Mammalia, Chiroptera, Vespertilionidae. The transcript has a single exon.
GGCAUUCCCACCCAGCCCAGGAGUUGAAAUAGCACCAGAGGGCCAGAGCCAGCCUUUCUCUCCAGCUCCAGGCUCCAGCUCCCAGCAGCAGGGGAAACUCUGGGAGAGAGCUCCGAGCAGCAGAUCCUGUCCUGCCAAACCCUGAGACCCGCAGGGGGAAGAGCCUGCUGAGUUGCAGCCGCCCAGCAGCACGUAGCGCGGGAACACAGAGCCCUGUGCAUCCUGCGCUGCUGUCCCUGCUGCCCAGGCGCUGGGGCCACAGCCCCAUGAAGCCUGCUGGAGAGGGGGCACCAGGGAGCAGCAAGCCAGCGGGGCCUGAGGCUGACGCUGUCUCGGGGAGGCGGCCCUGACUCCCAAGGGGACCCCCUUCCUCGUGUCCCAGCGCAAAGUCUUCUCCAGGGGUCCCCUGUCCUCCUGCAGCCACAAGAUGGCCUUCCUGAAGCUGCUCUGGCUGGGUCUCUUCUGCCACCUGUGUCAGGGCUACUUCGAUGGCCCCCUCUACCCGGAGAUGUCCAAUGGGACGCUGCACCACUACUUCGUGCCCGACGGGGACUACGAGGAGAACGAUGACCCCGAGAAGUGCCAGCUGCUCUUCAGGGUGAGUGACCACAGGCGCUGCUCCCAGGGGGAGGGCAGCCAGGCCAGCCGGCUGCUGAGCCUCACCCUGCGGGAGCAAUUCACGGUGCUGGGCCGCCAGGUGGAGGACGCGGGGCGGGUGCUGGAGGGCAUCAGCAAGAGCAUCUCCUACGACCUGGACGGGGAAGAGAGCUACGGCAAGUACCUGCGCCGGGAGUCCCACCAGAUCGGGGAUGCCUACUCCAACUCGGACAAGUCCCUCACGGAGCUGGAGAGCAAGUUCAAGCAGGGCCAGGAGCAGGACAGCCGGCAGGAGAGCAGGCUCAACGAGGACUUCCUGGGGAUGCUGGUCCACACCAAGUCCCUGCUGAAGGAAACGCUGGACAUUUCCGCGGGGCUCCGGGACCGAUACGAGCUGCUGGCCCUCACCAUCCGGAGCCAUGGGACCCGGCUAGGCCGGCUGAAAAACGAUUAUCUUAAGGUGUAGGUGAUGGGGCGUCCUGCAAGCAGAGGGGACCGUGUCUGCCCUGCCGUGGAGGGAGGGGGACAGAAGACAGGGCUAACAUUCCCCAUAAAGUUCGUUUUUCUAUCCAGAUUUGCACUUGGAGAGUGAUCUGAAGUCAUGUUUGAAAAGGAAAGAAGUGGGUUUGGUUUCUGUACAUUAUUUAUGAGACUGCAUUGACUCGCCACCUGCAAAGACCGUGCUAAGCCAUGCCUCCCACCUUUCCUCAGAGGCUGGGUAACUGCAGAGACACCUGUUCCAGCCACCUCGAAAAGGACACCCUUUACACAGUGUUGAGUUUCCCCAUCGUAGAGAUUUGCUGCAAAUACCCAGACGGCAGAGUGCUCGCUCCUUCCCCCUCGCAGCCUUCUCUCCUGGGCGCUGGAAGCUGUCAGUGCUGCCUGUGUUUCGGAGGAGGCCCAAGCACUGCUCUGCAUGCCUCCGGGCAGGAUGGAAGCUGCCUGCUUCCUCUUCACUUUUUCUCUCUUAUUUAUUACCAUUGUCUCUAAGGUUUUGUUUUAAGGUUUGUUUGUUUUUUUGUUUUGUUUUGUUUGUGUUUUGGUAAGAGUAUUGGCUAGAAACUAUAUGCAAAUCAUUCUUUGCAGGGAGAUGUCCGAGUGCCUGUGUGUGUAAAUCAAAGCGGCCACCUUUAAGAAGUCUAAGGUUGGUGGUGGUUGGGCACUCACGUCGAUAUGUUGAUUUGCUAUGUCUCUCACUGUAUGUCUGUGUCAUCAGUGCUCCGGUCCAUUAGGAAGAAGUAGCUUGUUUGCUUGAACACACCCCCAAAUGCCUUAUGAGUGAGGUUAUCAAUAUAUUCUUUCUCACUUAGGGGUCUUGCUUCUGUUUGCUUAUUGGAGACUUGUACUUCAGGUAGGGGGAAUUCUAAUAACUCCUUCACCAAGUUUUAUUAUUCAGACAAUAAAUAUGUUCUUGUGUAA